GAACAAUGAAGGAUGCUACGACGCCGUUUCCUCUCCUCUGUAAUCUUCUUCAGCGAGGCUGUUGCAUCCCCAUGCCCUAUUCCACCAUUUCUCCCCUGUAUUCAGUGAAGCAACCCAUACCGUGAACUUUUUUAGUGUGGUUUAUAUAUAUGUAGAUAAGCUACAUUGCUGGAGUAGCUAUCAAAUGGGGCGCCGCAACUCUGUCUCUCCUGUCAGAACUGAUAGGUCUCCUCGUAGGAGAAGCCCAUCUAGAAGAGAAAGAUCUCCUGCUCGUGAAAAAGGGAAAUCUCCUCCCAAGCACAGGAGUUCUAAUGCAGACAGGCUUUCAAGUCGUACUAGAUCACCGAAACGUGCUAGAUCAAGAUCUCCUGCAUCUCAUUCACCUGUGAGGGAGAGACUUCACACUCGCACCAAACCCCCACACCCGAAAAAAUCACCAUCUCGUUCCCCUGUUCAUGCUAAACAAAAGACUUCAAGCCGUACUAGAUCUCCAAAUCAGGAGAAAUCAAGGUCUCUGCCGCCUCUUUCACCACGUAGUAAAAGACUGAAAAGAGCUAAAUCUGAACGAGAUGCUGAUAAAGGGAGCGAGAGGGAAUACGAGAAAAAUCACAAUAGGAAGAGUGGAAAGGCUGCUCGUGAGGAAGAGGAAUUGGACAGGCAUUUGCCAACUGAGAAGAAAGAGAGAAGGUCAGGAAGGGAUGAUGCUGGUAAUAGUUCUAGAUCCAGACACGAACGCUCCCAUUCACCUUCUGAUCGUCGCCGCAUGGGACAGCGAAGAUCUAGAUCUCCUUCUGCCGCUGACAACAGAGGACGUAAUGAGCUGACGAACUCAAGAGAUGAUGAAGAUCGCAGUAACGGUGAAAGCGAGGCUCUAGUUAAGAUGAGGGCUGUGGAAGAGUCCUUGGAAGCAAAGGAAAAGCAGCAUAAACCUUCAUUUGAGUUGUCUGGAAAACUUGCAGCAGAAACCAAUCGAGUAAAAGGUGUAACACUGCUGUUCAAUGAGCCGCCUGAUGCUCGCAAACCAGAAGUAAGGUGGCGCUUGUAUGUUUUCAAGGGUGGUGAAGUGCUCAAUGAUCCUCUUUAUGUACACCGUCAAAGUUGCUAUCUUUUUGGCAGAGAGAGAAGGGUUGCAGACAUCCCAACAGAUCAUCCAUCCUGCAGUAAACAACAUUCUGUUCUUCAGUAUAGGCAAGUGGAAGAGGAAAACCCAGAUGGUGGCGUGACAAAACGAGUGAGGCCUUACUUGAUGGAUCUUGGAAGCACCAAUGGGACUUUUGUCAAUGAUGAGCGGCUUGAAUCUCAGCGAUAUUAUGAACUAUUUGAGAAAGACACUAUCAAAUUUGGCAAUAGCAGCCGCGAGUAUGUUCUGCUGCAUGAGAAUUCUACUGGGUGAUGCUAUCUCUUCCCCGCCAAAAAAGCAUUCGGAAAUUGCCAUUCUGUGAUACCAAGUUGUCUGUAGGAUGAAACAAACUAUCGGCUGCAGUCUUUGCUCAAGUAUUCUCAUGUUGCCAUUAUAAAAAGACUGAAUAUACUGAAGCCAAGCUUGUUUUAUGAGCAAGGGCUCUCUUUACUCGUAAAUUAAGUGGAAUGUUGCACUCAAAUUUAACUGAGGUUUCAUUACACAUUUGUAAUUUGUAAAUUGAUGAAAUCGAAAUAUCAAGUUGAUGAAAA
Molecule: messenger RNA, 1671 nt
Organism: Salvia splendens (bonfire salvia)
Lineage: Eukaryota; Viridiplantae; Streptophyta; Magnoliopsida; Lamiales; Lamiaceae
Product: FHA domain-containing protein DDL
Exons: 11
Coding region: 185-1393 (402 amino acids)
Molecular function (GO): protein binding
Source: RefSeq, a predicted model, not a curated record